GGGUUGAGGCGAGCGCGCGGGAUCUGGGCUCAGUGUAGUGGCAACGAUUCUUGGAUGCAGACACGCCCUCUCAUCUGCAGACACCACAGUAGUUCACUGGAGUAGUUACCGAAACGGACCACGUGGCCGGGGAUCCGUGAGGCGGCAGUAGAAGAAGCCUGAACACGAUGAUCAACCCUCCCGCCAGGGGAUACCUCAGUGAUACGUCAACGCCUUGUCGGAGCAACACUCCAACAACCUCCCUGUACAGUCAGCAGUGCAGCGUCUGGAUUCGCACCUCGUUUGGAUUAAGCGCCGGCCGCGUCGACUGUGCAUUAUGGAGGGGAGUUCGGUCGUGUACUUGCCCACCACGGAGAAGGAGCCUCCGCGCAACCCCUCCUUCGCCUUUCUUAGCGAAAACAACUUCUCACUCUUGAGACCCAACAAGACAGGGCUCCUCCGCGGGCCCCGUCGUGUGCUGCGGCUGUGCGUGUUCGUGCUGGUGCUGCCCGCCGCCCUCAUCACCAUCCCCCUGUACGUGCGGCUGGUGUUAUACCCUCCUGCGCAUUACCCUAUGAUGCCCACUGACCAGCGGCUUCUCAGCGGCCACGUCUCCUCCUUCUGGUGCCAGGCGCAAUACACGCACAUGAAUGGUUCUUUUGACGCUUACCACGCGGCCGGCGACCCCCUAGUCAGUGACACUCGACGCAGCCAUAUCAUGCUCCAAAACCUGAAACUCAAGGACGACAUCAAGGAAUACUGGGGCUUCUAUUUCCUCAAGGGAACCACUGUCACCUUGUCAACGUGCGCAAAGUGGGACGGAGGGCAGCUGAUGGUGCUCCGCGGGGUGGAGAACCUGCGUCGGUGUGCGUGGAUCGGCGAGAAGGACUCCGCCGAAGACAUGGCGGAGGACGACGACCCUUUGAGUCAGGAGAAGGCCAUCCUGUUGGAACAGCACGACCCUCAUAACGGCGUUGACAGGAAUCCAGAUAGUUUGGGAAUACCUGGCGCGACUCCUGUUAAGAAGCAGCAGCAUGGCGACGGACAAGAGAUAGAAGUGGAGGGGAAUCAGCAUGCAAAAGUUACAGAGGAUAAUGCAGCAGAGAUAGAGAGCGACGCAGGAAACGUGAAAAGUAAUGCAAAUGUAGAACUGAAUGCCGGUGAUACGCACGGGAAUAAUGACGAGUCUGAAGCAACGUCUGCUCCUAAACACGCCUCCGAGGAAAGGAAGAGGGGCCUCACCGAGCUCCUUCGACAAGCCAUUAGAAUCAGCAAAGGCAAAAAGGAAAUUCUUAAAAUCCUCCAUAAAGAAGGUAAACAUCCCAACAAGUCGUAUCGUAACAGUGAGAGCGACAAAAACAUGGGAUCCGUGGGUUUAACAGACAUAGAGGUUAAUUUUGAUAAAGGCGUGAAACCAGGCGACGCCUUGAGAGAGGCUAAAAGCGCAAAGCUGAAAGACGAGACACUGAAUGGCAAGCGCAAGCGAGGCGGCGACAAGAAGAGGAGACGCAAGAAGGGCAAUCGCCGAGACGAAAACCUCACCGAGGAGGACCUGCCCCAAGAGUCGAAACAUGAACGUCUUAGAAGAUCGCUGCAGCAAGAAGAUCUCGACGGCGCCUUCGAAGAUGAAGUGGAUGACAUGCUGGCGGUAUUGAAGGAGCCGCAGCAGCGCAACGUAACAGCGGAGACCUCUGUGGGGGCACAGAUCUUUUAUUCCGAAGGUCUGAAGUUCGAGCGGGGAAUGUUCAACCAGUCGACGGCCAAUGACAACUCCAGGGAGGAGCAUCGGUCUUCCUAUUCCAGUAGCGAGGAGGCGCUAGCGAGCUGCGAAGGGGUGAUUCUGACCCUCCCGCUUGUACCAUACAAGAGCUGCGACUACCGAAAUGUAGCCCUCAAUAAGAUCGUAUACGACAUACCAGUCACCGGGACCUAUUACUUCGUUUUUUCCAGCGACAAUGAAAUAUACAUCAACGAUUUGUAUUUUAACUUGACUAUGGAACGCGUGGUGUAUGACGUCGGGGAGCGAGAGAAGGUCUGCGGGAACGCCACCGACUGCUCCCUUCCGCUGAACUUUUGGUCAGACGACCAAAUGGUGGUAGACGUACCACAGGCACAAGGCUGGGACCACGCCUACCUCCUUGAUACCAAAUGCGAACCUCGGGUCUACGUCUACCUGAUAUUAAUACUCUUUGUACCCCUGUUGAUCAUGUGCUGCGCUUUCCACUAAACCUUCAAGUGCCCUUGCGACUCAUUUGGUCCUAUGGUAAGGGAAGUACUUGAAAUUAAUAUUAAGUAUUAGAUGUUACGAAAUAAACACGUGAUACAAUGUGAUAGAGGCAUUGCUCUAAUGAUUAAUCUUAAGUGAUCUGGUAGGCGGACGUUAAACACACUUGCAAUAGUCUCUCGCUGAAUUCAAGAUAUUAUAAACGGACGUAUAUGUAUGGGAAUGAUUAAUGCUGAACACAAACUGUAAGUAAAGCAGCGAAGAGAUGAACAGGAAAAGCACAAAUAAGCCUUUUCGCUUUAUUACUGCUCCAGGUCCUUGAAGAAGUGCCUCGAAAAGGCAUAUCCAUGUGUGUUCCUGUUCUUUCCUUCGUUGUUUCAUUUACGCAUGUGUAUGUUUUUGUUAUUACACAUCUCAAAGCAUCACAUUUUCUGCGCCUUUGUCAUGUGAAUGGGAAUUCAUAUAAAGUUGAAGAAUGACCAGCUGUGAGUAUUUUUUCAGGAAUGUUGUGUAUCACAAUAUUUUGACUAUUUUAAGAAAAGAAUUGUAAGGUACUGAUGUAAUGCAAGCUUAGGUUAUCUACCAUAAGUAUGUGCAUAUAAAAUGACUUAUAAUGAUAAAGAAAUGACGAUUUGUAAAGACAAAGUCCAGAAGUUAUAACUUCAUUUAUAAACCGUUACAGUUUAUACUGAUAUCUAAGAUGAGUAGUUUCUGUAAUAUAUUCAUAUGUGUACAAUGAUAUUCUGUGAUAUAGCAUACGGCUGUGCAACUGCUCCUAUGCUCCUCUUGGUGUAUUUGCCUGUAUAUCGUAUGCCUUUGCUAAUAUUUUAUCCUAAAACCCUCACGAAUGAAACCGAUAAUUAGGAAAUUAUAUUUUCAGGGAUAAUUUCAGUGUUGUUCCUUUAAUUAAAAUGCCAAAAGCAUU
Penaeus vannamei (Pacific white shrimp) is the source of this 3128-nucleotide messenger RNA. RefSeq lists its product as uncharacterized. The record is from RefSeq and is a predicted model, not a curated record. NCBI's taxonomy places the organism in Eukaryota, Metazoa, Arthropoda, Malacostraca, Decapoda, Penaeidae.